This is a messenger RNA of Brassica napus (rape), 387 nucleotides long. Its product is annotated as oxysterol-binding protein-related protein 1D-like. Lineage: Eukaryota; Viridiplantae; Streptophyta; Magnoliopsida; Brassicales; Brassicaceae. Gene Ontology annotation, molecular function: sterol binding. The transcript is spliced from 4 exons. Gene Ontology annotation, cellular component: intracellular membrane-bounded organelle; cytosol; membrane. The coding region runs from base 1 to 387 and encodes 128 amino acids. The record is from RefSeq and is a predicted model, not a curated record.
AUGCGCAUCAAAGGUGGUGGCAACUAUUCUUGCAGGCUGAAGUUCAAGGAGCAGUCAGUCAAAGAUAGGAACCCUCGUCAGGUUCAUGUGUUUGUGCAAGACAAUAGAACUGGGGAGAAAGUAGCUAUCUUGAUAGGCAAAUGGGAUGAAGCAAUACAAUCUCCUACUAAAACAAGAUACAAUCUCUCCCCCUUUGCAAUCUCUCUUAAUGAGAUAACUCUUGGGAUGAUGGACAAAUUGCCGUCAACAGAUUCAAGAUUGAGACCUGACCAAAGACACCUAGAAAACGGUGAAUACCACGCAGCAAAACUGAGGCUUGCAGUUUUAGAGACAGGCAAGGAGGCUGCAGGAGAAAGGAUGGAAACCGAGAUGGUUUGGAAAAGAUGA